AUGGCCAGUGCCAGAGCCGAUUCAGUUCCUACGGCAUGGGCAAAGGAUAACUCCUCACUCCUGGAACGAGGAACAGUGCGGGGUGGCGGUAGACGCGCUUCCGAACUGCAGCUCGCAGAGGAUGUUAUUCGCAAAAUCGACCGGCGCAUCCUCCCACUGCUAUUUGUGACGUACAAUUUCAACUUUAUGGACAAGGUCAUUCUAUCUAGCGCAUCGGUUUUUGGGCUUCGGGAAGACACUCAUCUUGUCGGGUCCCAGUAUAGCUGGAUUUCCAGCGUGUUUUACUUCGGAUACCUGUUCUGGACUUUUCCCACAUCUAUCCUGAUCCAACAGCUACCUGUGGGCAAGUAUGUAUCUGCGAAUACAUUUUUCUGGGGCGCCGUUGUCGCGUUGACCGCGGCUUGCUCAAACUUCGGCGGAUUAAUGGGUGUCCGAUUCCUCCUGGGGGUUGCAGAGGCAACAAUUUCACCGGCAUUCGUCUUUGUCACGUCGAUGUGGUGGACGCGUGAGGAGAUUCCUGCGCGCUGUGGAGUAUGGUUUGCGGGGAACUCCCUCGGUGGACUGCUAUCAAACUUCCUGGCUUUUGCCAUCGGCCAUAUAAAGAGGCCUCUUGCAGCUUGGCAGUGGUUAUUCAUUCAAGUCGCUGGAUUCAACUCCUUACCUGUCUUUGACUGCGUUCCUUUCCAGGUUCUCGGCGUGGCUACCUUCCUUUGGGGGGUUUUCUUGCUUUUCCUCCUCCCAGACACAAUCGCUUCCUGCGAUUUCCUGAAUGAAAGAGAAAAAAUCUAUGCGGAGCAUCGUGUGGAGUUUGCUGGCACGGGGAAGAUCCGACACGAGUGGAAACGGGAUCAAGUGAUCGAAUGCCUCAUGGAUCCUAAAACCUUCCUAUUUCUUAGUGUUUCGGUCUUGACCCAAAUACCCAACGGUGGAACCCAAAACUUUGGCAACCUGGUCCUCAAGGGCUUUGGCUUUUCGCCCCUGGAAACUACUCUAAUUAUCACCCCAGCAUCUGUCCUGUGCAUUUCCACAGUUCUCAUAACCGGCUGGUUCUGUAGCAAAUACCACAAUGUGGCGACGUAUCUUAUCUGCGGAAUCGUUGCAUUCCCAGUCGCCGGGAGUGCGAUUAUCUACUCAAACGUCAGCAAGGGCGUCAAAUUAUUUGGAUACUAUCUCAUGUCACCAGGGCCAGCAGCACUACCCCUCACCAUGUCGCUGGUAGCAGUCAACUACAAGGGCUCAACGAAGAAAAUGACCAUGACAGCUAUUUUAUUCGUAGCCUAUUGUGCUGGAAAUAUUGCGGGUCCCCAAUUUUUCAUAUCAGCAGAGGCUCCCCAUUACCCAACGGCCUUCCGCGCUAUUCUCGUUUGCUACUCACUAGUAGUGGUAAGCGCACUUGCGCUCAGGUUUUACCUAAAUUGUCUUAAUCGGAAGCGCGAUGAGAAGGAGCGUGUGCCAGCGGUGGGAAAUGAAAGCGGCAUGGCGAAUAAGAUUAACCCAACUUCGGGGGAGGAGGAAGAGGAAGAGCUCACAGAUUUCCAUGCCAGAGGUUUCAGGUAUCGGACAUAG
Histoplasma mississippiense is the source of this 1566-nucleotide messenger RNA. RefSeq lists its product as hypothetical. Gene Ontology annotation, biological process: dipeptide transport; transmembrane transport; allantoate transport. Gene Ontology annotation, molecular function: dipeptide transmembrane transporter activity; allantoate transmembrane transporter activity. The coding region runs from base 1 to 1566 and encodes 521 amino acids. Gene Ontology annotation, cellular component: plasma membrane. The transcript has 6 exons. The record is from RefSeq and is a predicted model, not a curated record. NCBI's taxonomy places the organism in Eukaryota, Fungi, Ascomycota, Eurotiomycetes, Onygenales, Ajellomycetaceae.